CCGUUUCUCCUCCCCUCACCGACUCGUCGUCGUCGUCGCCACGGUCGCCGGCGGAGAGGAGAGAGGCCUCGUCUUCGCCGCCAAUGGCCGCCUCCGUCCCCAACGGCCACUCCGUCGCCGGCGAAGGAGGGACGCCCGCGCCGCCGCCGUCCUCCUCCUCGCUGGUGUUCCUCGGGACGGGCUGCUCCAGCGCCGUGCCCAACGCGCGGUGCCUGAUCCAGCCCCCCGACCCGCCCUGCGCCGUCUGCUCCCAGUCCCUCUCCGUGCCCCCCGAGCUAAACCCUAACUACAGGUGCAAUACUUCUCUUCUGAUUGAUUAUUGCCAAGAUGAAGUCACACACAAAUAUAUUCUAAUUGAUGUUGGGAAGACAUUCCGAGAACAAGUUCUACGGUGGUUUAUCCAUCAUAAAAUCCCUUGUGUUGAUUCUAUUAUUCUGACUCAUGAGCAUGCCGAUGCAAUCUUGGGUCUUGAUGAUGUUCGGAUUGUACAGCCAUUUAGUCCUACGAAUGAUAUUGAGCCAACUCCAAUUUAUCUAUCCCAAUUUGCUAUGAACAGCAUUGCCCAAAAGUUUCCUUACUUGGUCAGAAAGAAACUAAAGGAAGGGGAAGAGGUUCGGCGAGUUGCUCAGCUUGAUUGGAGAGUAAUCGAGAGUGAUCUUCAGAAACCAUUUGUGACCUCAGGGCUAGAGUUUGUUCCCCUGCCGGUGAUCCAUGGCGAGGACUAUGUUUGUCUGGGUUUCCUUUUUGGAAGAAAAUCAAAAGUUGCUUAUAUAUCAGACGUUUCACGGUUUCCUCCAAGCACAGAACACGCAAUUUCAAAGUCUGGAGAGGGUCAGCUGGAUUUGCUCAUCUUGGACUGCCUUUAUAGGACUGGUUCUCAUAAUGUCCAUCUUUGUUGGGAUCAGACACUGGAUGCUGUUAAGAGGAUUUGCCCCAAAAGGGCAUUGCUCAUUGGGAUGACUCAUGAGAUGGACCAUCACAAGGACAAUGAAACGUUGGAAGAGUGGUCCAGAAGGGAGGGGAUAGAUGUGCAGUUAGCCCGUGAUGGAUUGCGCGUCUACAUUGAUCUGUAAAUUUGACAAAGGGCAUUUGCUUCUUCAGUAACCUGCAUUAAGCUUCCAGUUGCCGUUACUAUUCAGCUCCUCUUGAUAAGAAACUGAAAGGAGAAACGGCAAAUGCUGCUGCUUUGACAGCGUACUGGUCAUAGUUCAAACUCACUAGGUACAGUAGAAUAAUUCAUCAAACCUGGUUCCAAAUAUUAGUAUUUAGUAGUAGUAAUAAAAGGCAAAGCAGCUGCUUCAUUGCAGCACCCCACAGAAUCCCAGUUCCUGUAUGUUUGUCUUGUGCAAACCACUUGAAGAUUUCUUGUCAAUGCCAGUGUCGUAGCCCUUGUCAAUUGGAGAAAGCCUGAUUCGAAUGAUAAUGAACUCCAACAGAAGCUUUUUUGAAGUUUCAUUUCGUACUA
Messenger RNA from Oryza sativa Japonica Group (Japanese rice), 1465 nucleotides. RefSeq names its product putative hydrolase C777.06c. NCBI's taxonomy places the organism in Eukaryota, Viridiplantae, Streptophyta, Magnoliopsida, Poales, Poaceae. The record is from RefSeq and is a predicted model, not a curated record.